AGAUGUGGUACUGGGUGUUCCUGUGGUGUCUCUUCUCCUCGCUCUUUGUCCACGGGGCGGUGGGGCUGCUCAUGUUGGUCAUGCUGCAGCGCCACAAGAGGGGCCGCCUCAUCACCCUGGUGCUGGUCAGUGUGGGUUUCCUGGCCUCCCUCUCCGGAGGCGUCAUCACCAGCGCAGCGGUGGCGGGGGUGUACCGCGUGGCCGGGAAGGACAUGGCACCGCUGGAGGCUCUGGUGUUCGGUGUGGGCCAGACCACCCUCUCUGUCGUCAUAUCCUUCUCACGCGUCCUGGCCACUCUGUGAGCCCCUCGACGAGCCGGAGGACGAGACGCCGAGACGAGAGAGAGGGGAAUCGAGCCAGAGACAUUUAGGUGCUCGCCGUGGCCGGGUUUGCGGAAGGCAGAGAGGAGGCAGAAGUUGCUCUGGACCUUUUUGGGGGGGAUGUCGCCAGGAGAGAGCGCCCCCCAGUGUCUCUGCUCCGUUACUGCCACAAUCACACUGCAGUUCAGAGGAAACUCAAUGCAGGUCGGUUGUCUUCGUGCCGGAGAGCAGCACCAGGCGGAGACGGCGCCAUCCUCAGCUUUCUGGACUUGAAAGCCAUGUUUCGGGUGUUUCCAGAGUUACAUCACUUCUAUGUGCCAACAGCCUUCUCUGGAACAUCCAGAUGCCUUUGUGGCCACUGACUCUUGAAGGCUUUCUGUUGCACUUGUUGGGGAGGGAGGGUAAAAUAAAACCCUGUAACGAUGAUCUGAUGAUCUCCUUUGGAUGAUCACAGCGUGAGAACAAAAGUUUGAGCAGUGAGAGGUGUUUUAGGGAGUGACAACCCAACAGUGUUCAUCAGCAAAAACACAAUUUUUCUUCAGUGUUAAACAUCAGCCUCACCUCCUCGGGCUUCACGGCGCUCAAAUACAGAUUGUCAUGAUCAUUCCUUUUCCUUAAAAUGGUUGAAAAAGCUGCACCGUGCAACUCACGAGCAAGAUGCAGCUUUGAAUUUUGCACUUUGUAAAUGUUGGAGAUCCUCUCCCACCCUGAGAGGUGUGAAAUCAGUCAGACGUGGAGGAGAAAACCAGCAUCAGCGCUACGUUUGAAAUAUCGAUUCUUCGAGUGCCAACGAAAACUCCGAUCGGAGUUAAAGAAAUAUUUUGACACACUGGGAAAUAUGUUUAUUUUGUGCUUUCUUGCUUGAAAGUUAGAUGAGAAGAAGUCACUCGCGUCUGUACGGGACGCUACAAGGAGACAGUUAGCUUAGCUUAGCAUAAAGACUGGGAACGGGGGGGAAACAGCUAGCCUUGGCUCCGUCAGACGCUAACAAAAUCUGCCUCUAAUGCUCAAUCAUUAACACAUUAUGACAAACAGACCUGUUGUCUAGCAAUUACAUUUUAAAUUGCACAGUCCAGAGUUCAGAAGCAACAAAAGCAGUCUGGUUGAGGUUAGAGAUCACUGAUGACUAUUAAAUAAUGCUGUAGUCACUACGAGUGGAAAACAAAUUAAAUAUGUCACUGAACAUUUUACUGAUAUGUUCAACAUUUUUGCACCUUGCUGACAUUUCCUUAUGCCAGUAGAAAAUGUAAUUCGGUAUGAAGAAUGUAUUUCCUGUCGCAAAUUAGUUUUAUGUUAUGUAGUUAACGUGUUUCUAGGAGACAGGACUGCAUUAUGAAUCUUGUUUAAUCUAAAAGUGACAUUUUGCACAUUUUUUACAGGGGGAUUUAUGUACUUGCUAACUUCAGGGAGUAAAGAGCAGUUAAGAAAAGAAUAAUCUGCCACAUAAAACAUCGUAAAAACAGUGUCGUUUUCACACUUUAUGUUAAACAAAUGAGAUAUAAUCAGUGGUGCAGUGGUCUCUGGAGGAAUGGGUAUACUCUUAACUUUGCGUGCAGAUUUCUUUUUUUUUAAGCGGCACAUCCAGCAAGAAUAAACCGGCUGUGUCAUCAGACUGCUACUUCCAGUAUUUACACUACAGGGUGAGACAACUACAUAAUUAUACAUUUAGAGUGACAUAUUCCCAAUCUUUACUACAUCCUGUCAUGAAAAUUGGACAAAACUAUGUAACGCCUUUGCCAUGCUAGGAAAUAAGUGGUUAUACUCUCUUUACUAUACCCUCCACUACACCACUGAAUAUAAUGUGUUAAUCACAGUGAGCGAGACAGAGCCAGGCUAGCUGUUUCCCUCUGGUUCCAGGCUUUGUGCUAAGCCAGGCUAACUGCAUACCAGCUUCAUAUUUAUGUAUCAAUACUCUCAUGUAACUAACGGCAAGAGAAGAGGAAACUCAGACAGAGAAAGGCCUGGACAAGCUGUGUUAUUCAGGUUUUAAAGAAAGGUGUAUCGGUUGUAAAAAAGGGUUGUUUUGCUGCUUGAGAGUCAGCUCUGGCAUAUUUUCAGACAAACUAUCCCGUGUCUGUGAGUCCUGGUGCAGAUUUUCUGUAUUACUAUCGUCUGCACAGCAUUAAUUCCCCCUUGUGGAACGCCAUCUCUCCCCGGAGAAGAAGGUCAGACACAUUCUGCUGCUCAGACGGCCAUUUUUCUAUGGCUCCCUCCUUUUUUUAUUUGUUUUUGUUUAUUGACCCAUGUUCCUUAAGUUUAAACUUUGCAUAUUGCACUGAUAUUAAUCUGCCUUGUUUUAGCACAGUGCGAUGAAACUAGUCUGGUGUGACCCGACCAUUUUGAAUAUUCACAGAAAUCAGUGAUAUCAGACGCAAAGUGUAAAAGAUCGUCUGUGAGGAAAUGUGCUCGAAGCUACUGUAUUUACUCAGACUCAGUGUUAAUCGCCGAUAGUAGUAAAGAAUAGAGAGAUACACUGAUUUCAUGUGAGUUUAAUGCUCAUUACUUGGCCCAUAAAUCCUCCCAGAAUUCAAACAGAUUGUCUUGUGCACAGCUCUAAACCCAGGGUGAGGAGUUAGGUUGUAAUGCCAAAGUAUCACUCGCAUUCUAGCUUUAUUUAUCACAUUUGUCUCUUUUAAUUGAUAUCACAGCCACGAUUUAUUCGUUUUUUUAGAAACAUUUGCACAUUGGCUCGGGUAUCCAGAUCUGGGAGAAGAAAAAAAACCCAAUUGAUAUGAAUUUGACAAAAAAAGUAAUUAAUGUUUGUGUAAAGUGUGUGUGUGUGUGUGUGUGUGUGUGUGUGGUUUCAUAGCUCUAAAAGGUAAACGCUGUGUAUUUAUAGGAGUUAUGUAAUUGACACAACUCACCUUCAGUACCAGCUCAGCACACGAGGGGGCGAUAUUGCACAGAGAUGAAGUGGCAGCAGGAGCCUGAAUGCCUGAAAGAUGAUUGUGGAUUUUAAAAUGAUGAAAGUGCUACAGCGAUAUGUUUAUAAUUAAACACAAUCCCCCCCGCCCCUUUUUAACCACUGAAUACUCUGCACAUCAUCCAUACUACCUGUUUGAAUGUUUUAGCUCUAUUUCAGGGACCAAAUGUGAGUUGCUACUGAUGACUCACCUGCUGUCAUAGCAAUGAUAUCUCUGUGUUCGUGGGGCAGUUUCUGCAUGUUUGUGUGUAUGUGUGGUUCAUAGGAGACAUGUUGUGAGUGUUGUUGUUGUUUGGUGUUGAUCUGUGCGGUUGUGCAUGUGAGUAGUAUAACAGGAUGUUAAUUUAUUUUCUUUCAUUAGCGGAGGGGGGGGGGUGUUCACAUUCUUUAGCGGACCCCUAAAGCGUCAGAAAGGGUGAGGACCUAAUUGUAAGUGACACUGUGUUCAGAGGAGCAGUUCACUGAGCAAUGUCUUACAUAACGUGUUGGAAAACCUUUUUAUUUGAUGUGUUAGAAACGACUUUUCUGCCAACGAAAAAGAAACUGCAAGAACUGGCAGACUGGACUGAAAGCUGUGCUCUUACUGUACAUCCUGAGCUGUGUAUAGCCGUAGUGUACAAACAGGAGUGCAACCAACAGCUGACAUGAACUAACUAACCACUGGAUAGUCAUUUUUUAGUUACUCGCACUCACUCGAAGGUUUCACACCCAGUGCCAUGAUCGCCUGUGACGAAUAUUGUUGUUUUUCCCCACUCCAGGUUCUGUGAGCUGUGUGACCGUGUGUGUGUACUGCAAUAUCUUUAAGGAGCUACCCAGCAACUAAUAAUUCCCUCUAGACUUUUAAAGAAAAACGCCGUCGCACUGCAGCGAGAUGCCCAGCUCAAUAAUCCUGUCUCUUUUCAUAGGCUCAUAACUGAAGCUGCCCCCCAGUCCACUGUCGUCCAAAUGCCACAUAUUCUCCCCCCGGACACAUACUGUGUACCCGCUGCGAUUGCAUGUGCAGUGCAGCUCAGAUAACGUGUGAAUGGACUAUACGGACAAUCCAACAAGAGACAAUGUUGUACAAAAACCCAAAGUGGCACCUGUAGAUAAUGUACAAUAUGUUCUUUUUUUAAUUUUGUACCAGCAAAACCGCUGAUAUUUAUAAGUACUGCCUAUUUAUGUACAAAUUGUUCUCCUGUACAUACUCAACAGUCAGUUGAAAUAAAACUCUUUUGCAGUAUAAAUGCUCA
This is a messenger RNA of Morone saxatilis (striped sea-bass), 4475 nucleotides long. RefSeq names its product transmembrane protein 170B (gene tmem170b). Gene Ontology annotation, biological process: negative regulation of canonical Wnt signaling pathway. Gene Ontology annotation, cellular component: plasma membrane. NCBI's taxonomy places the organism in Eukaryota, Metazoa, Chordata, Actinopteri, Moronidae. The record is from RefSeq and is a predicted model, not a curated record.